Molecule: messenger RNA, 970 nt
Organism: Theobroma umbraticum
Lineage: Eukaryota; Viridiplantae; Streptophyta; Magnoliopsida; Malvales; Malvaceae
Gene: CM3
Product: chorismate mutase 3
Biological process (GO): aromatic amino acid biosynthetic process; chorismate metabolic process
Cellular component (GO): cytoplasm
Molecular function (GO): chorismate mutase activity
Source: RefSeq, a predicted model, not a curated record
AUGGAGUCGAAGCUACUUGGGCAAUCAUUUGCUUCCAUUCUGAACCAGAAUGCUGCGAAAUUUGCAACACCCAAAUCUCCUUUCACACAGAGAACAACUCUCAAAGUUGUGGGUUCGAACUUUGGUGCCAAUGUGUCUCCCUCUCUGCGAGUUUCCUCACCUUCGUCAGCCAUAAGUUGCCGGUAUUCUCGUCGUACAUGUUUUCAAAGAAGCAAAGGAUGGAUGAGAGUUUUGCAUCCCUGUGCUGAUUCAAUUAAUAUAAACGAUAUGAUUUUGACUGUGUAUUUCGGAGAUAUUCUACCAAGAUUGGUGCGAAUGGGAGAUGAUGGUAACUAUGGGUCUAGUGCUGUUUGCGAUACAAUUUGCUUGCAGGCACUUUCAAAAAGAAUUCAGUAUGGUAAGUUUGUAGCAGAGGCGAAAUUUCGAGAAUCCCCUACAGCUUUUGAGGCUGCCAUCAGAGCACAAGACAGCUCUCGUUUGACGGAGUUGCUGACAUAUGUAACUGUGGAAGCAGCAGUGAAGAAGAGAGUGGCAAUGAAAACCAAAGCGUAUGCUCAAGAGCUAAACCAGACUGAUGAUACAGCAGAUGCAGAUCCUGUAUACAAAAUCCAGCCAUAUCUGGUUGGCUAUCUCUAUGACAAUUGGAUCAUGCCCUUAACAAAGAAAGUUCAGGUUGAAUACCUGUUGAGGAGGCUGGACUGACCAACAAGGGAGAAGAAACCACAUCCUUUUGUGAACAUCAAUAUCUUUUAUCAGGUUAAAUCACAGCGUUUUCGAGUUUCAUAGCACAGCUUUCUCAGCAAAUCUCCAUUAGUUAUUUUCUUCAUAAGAAACGAAAAGGUUUUCAAAUCAGAGAACCUCUUCCCUUCUACAGCACACCAUUAGGCAGCGACUGCCAGCUGCAAGCCAGAGUUGCAUCCACAUUCAGUUCAGAAAAGGCAGCAUCUCUACAGUAUAUUUUCAUUUCAGU